Anopheles bellator is the source of this 2790-nucleotide messenger RNA. RefSeq names its product IDLSRF-like peptide. The record is from RefSeq and is a predicted model, not a curated record. Gene Ontology annotation, molecular function: protein binding. NCBI's taxonomy places the organism in Eukaryota, Metazoa, Arthropoda, Insecta, Diptera, Culicidae. The transcript is spliced from 4 exons. The coding region runs from base 621 to 1211 and encodes 196 amino acids.
UCGAUGGAGCGGGAUCAGAAAAAAGUAUAUUUGUUUGACUAAUCGAAUGUUUCAAAGCAACAAUAAGAAAAGCUGAAAAACGACAGGAGAUUGUUUGAGAGAAGCAAGCCGAGCAGUGCCAUACGAAACGGGCUCCAAACAAGGCCAUCCGGGGCUUAAGGAGCACCCGUGCAGGACUAUUGCAGAUCGUGAGGGCGUUCCAUUUCGUUUUCGCGAAACUACGCGUCGGCGUCUUCUGUUCGCUCGUUCAUUCGAUAGUCGUGGAAUUUUCCUCUGACAUUUUUUAUCGCUUUAAACAAUCGUAGUUUUUUCUCAGUCCCGACACUGGACCAUUAGUCAAAAACGAACCGUCAAUCCGUUUCAAAUGAUCAUUUUUAGCCACGGUAGUACUUUUGCCUCCGGUCGUCGUUCUAAAGAUGAUUCGGUGAUUUAGACAUAGUUGCUACGGAAGUCAAACUACAGCAACGUGUACUAACUUUCUCGAAUACUCAAACCAAGUGCUUGUCCUAGUGCGAAAAAGUGUCUAUAUUCUCUAGAAUAGUGAAGAGAGUGUAACAAAUUAACUGAUAUCCUUUGCCCUAUUCCCAAACCCCAACAUCUUUUGUCCUAAGUUCAAUAAAAUGGCAACGAAAACUUGGUUUGGAAAUGUGCUGUUCGUGUCUUUUCCUUUGGCCAUAUUAGGCAUCGAUUUGAGCAGGCUUUACGGUCACUUACCAGCUGUUUCGAAACGCAACGAGGCUUGCCAUCCUUACGAGCCUUUCAAAUGCCCUGGUGAUGGAAACUGUAUUUCGAUUCAGUAUCUCUGCGAUGGCGCACCAGACUGUUCUGACGGGUAUGACGAAGAUAUGCGUCUUUGUACAGCAGCUAAACGCCCACCUGUAGAGGAAACGGCAUCUUUUCUGCAAAGUUUGCUAGCCUCGCACGGCCCAAAUUAUCUGGAGAAAUUAUUUGGCAGCAAGGCUCGCGACGCGUUGGCUCCACUUGGAGGCGUUGAGAAAGUGGCCAUCGCUCUGAGUGAAUCGCAAACCAUCGAAGACUUCGGUGCUGCAUUGCAUCUAAUGAGGUCUGAUCUUGAGCACUUACGAUCCGUUUUCAUGGCCGUCGAAAAUGGAGAUUUGGGCAUGCUGAAAUCCAUCGGUAUAAAAGAUUCAGAGUUGGGAGAUGUUAAGUUUUUCCUCGAAAAACUCGUCAAUACCGGCUUCUUGGACUGAGUUUUAUCUGAUCUCCCGUAUCCGUAUACUAACAGUUUGUAUUAUUUUGUGCCACUUACACCGCAGAUUUACUCCUUUUUAGGCUCACCAGAUGGUUUCACCUACUAAUUCCAAAAACCAUAUUUUCUUCAAAGUAAAAAGCACACGCGCACACACCAUUUGUACGCAUUUACAAAAUCUGGAAAGAUACAAAAACACAGAAGGGGAAAAUACUGGACAAUCGCCUGUUUGCGCCUCUUUUCAUAGCUUCCCGUAGUUCACGUAACGCUAAUGGAUGAUUCUUCGAUCCAAGGUAGAGCCUAUGGUUACGAUGGACAUGGGCGAUUGCACUGUUCGGGCACGUUUCCAAUCAGACUUUUAAAAAAUCAUGAAUGGCAUUGUGUGCGAACUGAUAAAAUACGUGGCAUAAAAUUGCCAAUCCUGACACAAACAUUACCGUAAGUUUCAUCGCAGCUUAAGCCUCUACGAAACAUUUGUAUAUGCUUUAUGGAAGCAGAAUUUCUUCGUGAAUAAUGGAAUCGUUAUUUGAUUGUUGAAUUUUAAAUCAGGAAAUUUAGAAGUAAGAGAAGGACGAUAAUCCAAAGCGAAAUUAGAAAAACGGAAGAAUACAAUGCGCCAAGGGAACGAAAAUCAUCCAUUAACAGAAUCCACUGACUAACGAAGUUUUAAAAACUUAACUGAAAACGACUUAUCAAAUUGAAAAAUUGCGACCAUGAAUUAAGUUUAGACGUCUCACAAUUGUUUUGUUUGGUCAUGUAUUUUAAAAGUUUAUGUACCCACCAUUCGAAAUAUUAGUGUAUCGAACGUGUUGUGAGGCGACGAUACAGGAAAAGCAGGAAAAAAGUUACUGCAAGUUUGGUGAUGUCAAUAGAUGCAUGACAAAAUCUACAAAAGCAUAUCAUGAUAUUUAUAGAGUCAGUGCUUAUACACUAUUUAUACAAGCCAAAAGAGGCAGUCCUUACAGUCCUUUAAUGUGCUUACAUCCUUACCACAAAGAAGCGAAGAGGAGUUACUGCACACGGAAAUCAAGACAUAUCAGAAACCUAUGAUUAUGAUGGAAUGAAACUAAAACACAUAUCGUAAAAAUUAUGAUGCAUGAAUAUGACAAAAAGAUACAUGAAGAAAGGCAGAUAAUAUAAUUUAUGCACUUCAAUCAAAAAAUAAUAUUUUACGUUCGUAAACUGGAAUCCCAUUACCAUUUUUACAAAGUGAUCAAAUAUAGGAUAUUUAUUUUUCACUCCGGCAAAGUCCAAUUCAUUCCUAUGUAUACCACCAAAUCGAUCAGCAUGAAAAUCCAAUUAAGUUGACAAUGAAUCCACGGUACCAGAAGAACCUAGCUACCACUUAAAAGUGAAGUGUGUUAAAAUGUAUUCAACGUCGAAAAUCGAAACUGUUCGAAGUAUAUUGGAUAGAGACGAAAAUUCAAAACCAAGCAGUAAAAUAACUAUACAAAAUUACAAAUCGUCCCCAAAAAUUACACAGAAGCCGUAACAGUGGAACAGUUCGUGUCGGUCCGUCGUCAGAGAUGACAAACACAAUCAAUACGUAUAAGAAACAUGCAAUGCAACAACGAGCAAAA